Messenger RNA from Liolophura sinensis, 16193 nucleotides. Its product is annotated as histone-lysine N-methyltransferase 2A-like. Gene Ontology annotation, biological process: positive regulation of DNA-templated transcription. Gene Ontology annotation, cellular component: histone methyltransferase complex; nucleus. Gene Ontology annotation, molecular function: zinc ion binding; histone H3K4 methyltransferase activity; sequence-specific DNA binding. The record is from RefSeq and is a predicted model, not a curated record. NCBI's taxonomy places the organism in Eukaryota, Metazoa, Mollusca, Polyplacophora, Chitonida, Chitonidae.
AUGGCGAGGCUAAGGUUCCCCGGCCGCCCGGGAUACAGAUUUGAUCGCAGAGGUGUGCGCUAUGGCGCUGAAGAAGCAAGGAACAUCACUGAUCCAUCCCUUGCAGUUGUUGCUAGCAUCCACAGGGGCCUUCUUGCAUUCAGGGAACUGUUUGGAGAUUCAGAUGAGGAAGAAAGUUUUGAAGGAUUUACUGCCAGAGAUGUUCGCAUUGCAACAAAAAAGGUGGAGGCUCUGCCAGAGAUGCGAGCCCCUGUCAAGACCAGAGUUACCUCCCCUGGAGUAUCCUCCCAUGUUGACAUUGAGCCAUCAUCUGCCUCAAUUGGCACAAGAAUGGCCCAUGCAAAAACCUCUUUGGCAUCACUGCCAGCCUCAGAACGUACAAGGAGUAGGGUGAAAACAGUUGUACGUAAAUCCUACAGACAGAUCAUUAAAGAGGGCCUUGCCAAACCCACUAAGUCACAUUUUGUAGCCAGUAUCAAAGAGUUGAACAGAUCACUAGCUCCUAAAGAGAAGAAAAAACAAAAGCUACUUCCAUCUCCACAGAAGGAAACAGUAUCUCUUAACCAAAAGACAGACAAGAAGGAGCUAACAAAACUUAAAAGCAUUAAGAUUCGAUUAAAAGCCGAUGGAAAGGAAGCAAAAAUUGUCCGUGGUCGUGGUAGACCUUCUAUAUAUCAGAAAGAGACCAUGUUGGAGAUGCUAGAGGGCAAAGGUCACGGCCGUGGAAAAAGAGCUGACUUACACAUCUCAGACAGUCAUAUUGGGGCUAAAGCUGCUCAAAAGGCAUUGUGUGCAAGUACUGUGAUACCCCAUAAAGGGCCAGGUCGACCCAAAAAAAUAGUCCAUGUCCCUGCCACUAAGCAAGUAGAAAAAUCAAGAGCUAAGCAUCUUUUAGCGAAGGCCAAAAAAGGAUCUAAGUCAGCUGGUGUUAAAAAAAAUGUUGUGCAAAAUGUGGAACACCCAAAGGAUUCAACUCCUCACCAGAGAAAAACAUUUGUAUUGCCAACACAGAGUUCGCGUUCUUCACGUGUGAUUAAACCAAACAAGCGCUUCUUAGAGGAUGACAGUGUACAUGCAUUUAUUGCCAAGAAAACGAAGUGUGGGGAUGUGUGCAGUAAGCCUGUGACGAGUCCACUGUAUGUGUCUGUGGGGGAUUCUGACAACUCUGGCAUGUGGACCGAUGUAGAAUCCCCAGGGAUCGGGCUACUUCAGGGUUCCACUCCCACCAGCUUUUCCCCAGGGAAAUCCCAGGACCCCAAAACUUGUCUGUUUGAGCAGCCCUUGAUAGUGGACGGAAAGCGCCAGUGGAAGCCUAGCUUGAAGGUGCGCAUGAAGUUAGGUGAAGAAGAGGAGGUGGAGCCAAAGGACAAAGCACAGGGUAAAAAACCAGCCUUCAUGACUACACCCCCAGGGCAUGAGGUGUCCCCUGGAUCCAUCCUCCCCACCAGCCCUUUUGCAGAGCCACGGUUUGGGCUGUUCAGUCAGAUGGGCUCAGGGCCCCUGUACCCCACUGGGGACACACAGGAGCAGGACCCUCUGGCAGGGCUGGAGCGGGACAGCCAGGCCAAGAAGAGGAGCGGGAACAGUAUACUGCGGCGGGCCAAACUACAGCUGAAUCGAGCAGCCCUCAACCGAUCUAAAGCUGCCCUGGCCCGUAAGCUGAAGGCCCAGAUGAAGAAGGAAGCCCGACUGGAGGAGAAGAGGCAGAAACUGGGGCCUCUCAGUCCCCUAGGGACCAUCAGCAGCCUUCACCUGCAGACCACCCCACCCAAAGCGGGCUAUGAGUCAUCACCUAUCUCACCCAACUCCCAGAUGCCAGGACUACAUGUGCCUGCUGGUGUGAUCAGCCCCCGUAGUGUAAGUAAGAAGUCAGACAGUUCGAGUCCUCGCAAGUCUGGGAAAUCUGUCUGUGCUGUAUGUGGUGGCCCCAGCCGAGCACAGGGCAAGGGAGGCAACUCUGGUCUACCCAGCUGUGAAGGAUGCAGCAAGUUCUACAGGGCACAUUUAAUGCGAGUCCCACACAGAAAGUAUCACUGUAAAGCAGAUGGUAAAUGUGAGAUAAGUUUUAAAAACAAAAUGUUGUGCCGUGCUUGUCGCUUCCAAAAAUGCGCAGAGAUGUUUCCAAAGAUGGCUGCCGCUCCAAGAAAGACAGGAGCAUCGCGAUCCUUGUCAUAUGACAAACUUAGUCGUAUUUUAAAGACUGGGUCUAAGGCUUCACUCAAAGGUAAAGAUGGAGCUAUCCAUAAAACUGAGGGCAGAGUUCAGAAAAGACCAGAAGAGAAGGAGAAGAAACAAGAACGACGGAGUAAAGGUGAAGAGGAUAGGAGUCACUCAGAUGGGGGAACCCUGGUUAGGCUUCUGUCGCCAUCCUCAGUCAAGUCCUCCCCUGUUUCCCCCAAUAAGCAUGGAGAUGGGCCCCCUCCAGCAGACACACCUGCCCCACCUGCCCCAGACGGGCGUGGCCCUCGCAUCAAACACGUUUGCCGUAAAGCCGCAGUUGUCCUGGGCAAACCUGUUGCCACAUUCCCCAGCGCAGCAGAAUUCCGACUAAGUGCUUUGCCAAAACAGGAGAAAGUGAAAAUACUGAAGGAUGAGAAGGAGAAAGCAGUAGAAGGAUCUGACGAUGAACUGCCCAUGGAACAGAUCAUCAGCAGAGCUCCAGAGAAGAAAGACGAUGUGGUCAGUCUCAAGAAAACACCGGUCAAGUCCACGGCCAAAAAAACUCAGGUGAAGCCGUUUCGAGGGGUCAGGCGGCGAAAGGUGCGGUGUAAUGAGUGCAAGGGAUGCCGAGCCUCUGACUGUGGGCAGUGUAUAUACUGUCAGGAUAAGCCUAAAUUUGGAGGGAAAAGCAUUCUGAAACAGGCCUGCGCAGAGAGGCGAUGCUCAAAUCCACGUUACACAAAGGCAGCGACAAAAGCAUUUAUCCGACCCAAGACAGUGAUGGAAAAGUGUGAGUCUUCACCCAGUGUUGACUCCCCAGAUGCUGGGAGUCCAGCAGAAAGCCGGACAGCAGGGCUACAGACAAGCUCACCCACGGGGCAGACUGUGUCACUCUACACAGCACAGACCACAGACACAACUGGAUUCAGUCGAGGCCGGGCUGGGGGAGAGGCAUACAUCCCCAAGAGCCGAGUUGGGGGGGAGGCAUACAUCCCCAGGGGUGGGGAAACCAGGAUCAAAAGGCUCUACCAUCCCACGCAGGCUAAAGUCCUCCCACGAAAGGUGCCCAAAGAGAAGGCAGUGACCGGUUCGAGGAUGCCAACCAUUCUGCCGGUAGUCAGCUCUCUGGCAGACAAAAGACACAAGCGACAGUGGGCAUCCACCCUGAGUACCACUCAUCGUCUCAAGGCAGAGUUCAGGGAAGCCUACGAUGUAGAGACUGCCUGGAGCCAUGGCCUGGCGCUGACCAUGUCUGGAGCCGUCUGUCUGAGGACCGUGUGCUAUCUGUGUGGCAGCGCUGGCAAGCAUGAGAUGCUGUACUGCUGUGUGUGCUGCGAGCCAUUCCACAUGUUUUGUUUAGAGGAGGAUGAGCAGCCCUCAGUGGAGAACAUUCAGAACUGGUGUUGCCGGCGUUGUCAGUACUGUAAUGUGUGUGGGCGCCAGCAGGAGUUGCUGAGAUGUGACAAGUGCCAGAACACUUAUCACCCUGAGUGUUUAGGGCCGAACUACCCCACAAAACCAUCCAAGAAGAAGAACAUCUGGGUGUGCACAAAGUGUGUGCGGUGUAAGAGUUGUGGGGCAACUACUCCAGGGUUAAGCUCCUGUGCUACAUGGACCUACGAUUUCUCUCUCUGUUAUGAAUGUGGCAAAUUGAUGGAUAAAGGAAAUUUCUGUCCUGUGUGUCACAAGUGCUACUCCGAUGAUGACUGGGAGUCUAAGAUGAUCCAGUGCUCUGCCUGUGAUUCCUGGGUGCAUGCCAAGUGCGAGGGACUCUCUGAUGAACGGUAUGAGCUGUUGUCCUGUAUGCCAGAAGACGUGGUGUACACCUGUGCUAAGUGCUCGACCGUCCGCCCAGCCCCCUGGGAGCAGGCCGUUAAGGAGGAGAUGGCCACAGGAUUCAGCCUCGUCCUGGCCGCCCUUUGGAAUUCCAAGUGUGCUCAACACCUGGUCAAGGCCCAGGCAGAUUCUCAGGAGAAUGUGUCAGCUGAAGAGAAAGCUGGGGAAGUAGUUCUCAACAGAGACGUGCUGCCUGUUGCUGCUCUAGAACCAUUUGAUUCUUGUGAUAAAAACACGGACCUGUCCCAGGUACGUGAUGAAAUGUUUGCUCAGUAUGUGGGCGGCCUGAAGCCAGAAGACUGUGAUGUGAUCGAUCUCAGCACUCCUGAGGACCUGGGGGGUAUGAUACCCACGGCAGAAAUUCAGCCAAUCAGUGCUGAUCAGGCUGAACUCUGCACAGACAUUGAACCAAUCAGUGCUGACCAAGAACAACUCUCUACAGAUAUUCAGCCAAUAAGUAUUGAACAAGGAGAACUCUCUUCAAAUAUUGAGCCAAUUGGUGCAUAUCUAGCCAAACCUUGUACAGAAAUUCAGCCAGUUACAACAAACCAACUACAGCCCACUACAAACAAACCGUACACAACAAAAAAUCAGCAACUAUCUUCAGCACAGAUCUCACCUCCACAAGGUGAGUGCAUGGAAACAGACAGUAGUCAUUCUCAGGUACCUAGUGAGCUACCAAACAGCAUUUUGUCACAAGACAACGCAAUCAUGCCAGAGCCACCUAGGAGUGAUACAAAAGAGGAACCCCCAGGCCAGGGGGGGACAGGUGUGGAGGAGGGUGCCCUGCUUCGGGAUAGCCGACAGGCUAAGGAGAGCAGGUCAGGUAGUAUUGACACCUGUUCUCAGACUGGAGGAUUGGACAGAAAGGACUCCAUUCCCUAUUCAACAAACAGCACACCUUGUGUUGGGUGUGAGAACCGAGAAGGGUUAGUCCUCACUGAAAACACACCAUUUUCUGACUGUCUGUCUGAUUCUCCUCCGGCAUCAGGCUCCUGGGAGACACCCAAGGUCACAGGGGCCGUAACAGGUAUGGAUGUUGAUGGCCAGAGUGACACCAAAGGGAACUUGUUAGACAUGCGCCGGCAAUCUCAUGAAAAAGUGCUACAGGAAACUGAGGACAAAAGUGUGCAUAUUGUUGAUGAGGAUAAAAGUGUGAAGGGUAUAGUUUCCAGUAUGUCAGGUCAGUGUGGUGCACUCACAGAGAAAAAACAGUUGGUUCCCCAGUUCACACUCAAAGAACUGCAAGGUCAGCUCAUACCCAGAAAAACCUACCCCAGGGAUUUUGAAGCAAUAAGACAGAAGCUGUAUCAGGAGGAAUAUGAUAGUAUCGAAGCCUUUAAUGAAGAUAUGGUGAUGAUCAUACAAAGUGCACUUUCUGACCCUGAAUCUCAGAAGAGUUCAGCAAAGAAAAAGGCCAAUAACUCUGUCAGGUCUAUUUUCAUUAAGCAAAUGGAGAAGUAUUUUCCAUGGUUUAAUGUUAACAGAUGUUCUCUCUGGAAUCAUCACAGAAGUCUUCCCGAGGGUAUGUUGGCUAAUGCAGUGUUGCCCCCCUAUUCCGAUCACGAGUAUGCCCAAUGGCUGAGUCGACCUCUGACCUUCAGCUCACCCCAGCCAUCGCCCUUCAAGCGGCUGCCCAGAACUCCUGCCAAAGGAGCUACAGAUCUGGAAGAUGGAGAAUCGCCAAACAUACAUGGUGAAGUGGCAGUUGGGGAGGAUAGUCGCCACUGUUUACUCUGUACUCAGUACGGGGAUGGGGAACCACAGGACGCAGGCCGCCUCCUGUACGCAGGUCAGGAUGACUGGAUCCAUCUAAACUGUGCGUUGUGGUCAGCUGAAGUUUUUGAAGAGGCUGAUGGAUCCCUCCAGAAUGUCCAUGAUGCUUGGUUCAGAGGAAAGCAGCUGAGGUGUGACGUGUGUUCAUUAAGAGGAGCGACAGUUGGCUGCUGUACGCGAGGGUGUCCCGCUAACUUUCACUUCAUGUGUGCUCGCCAAGACAGCUGUCUCUUCCAGGAAGACAAAAAGGUCUUCUGCAAACAGCACCAAAACCGGGCAGAUGGAGAGAUUAUCAGAAUGAACAAGUUUGAAGUGCUUCGAAGAGUAUGUAUUGAUAUGGAUGAUAUUCGUUUACCGAAGAAGUCUUGGUCUAAAGGCCUUGACCCCACAUGUGUGAAUCUUCUCUUUGGUGCGUGUACAGUGGAGUUGUUAGGCAGAUUAAUGUACCUGUCCGAUCGGCCUCACUGCCUCUUACCUGUGGAUUUCACGUGUAGCCGCGUAUACUGGAGCACACAGGAUGUUGGUCGGCGUUGUGUGUACACCAUGCGGAUCGUGGAGGUGAGACCAACCAAUCCUCUGCUGUCACCAGAAAUCGUUCUCAAAGAGAUGAGGAUUGUCCAUGAUGAGACUCACCCAGACUUCAAACCAAUCCAUGAGCUGGAUCCCUGUGUUCAGAACUUCUUGCAAGCUGCUGCGUCUCAGGAAAUACCCAACUCCAGGGUGGACCUGAUGGAAUCCUCUCCCAGUUUAUCAUCAGGUUUGACUGCUUCAGCUGUAAGCAGCACUGCCCAGAUCUCAGCCCGAGAACAGCUGUCUACCUCUUCCUUGCCUUCAACCCCUCCAUGGUCUCAAUCGGCAACAAGCCAAAACUACAGCAGCAAGUUUGGCCUUCUAGUCCCUGCUACAGUUGGUCCGAGCUCUGGUAAUAGUCCUGCAUCAAUGGUGACUGAUGUCUCUUCUCAAGACGAUGACUUUGUGGAUCUUAGCAAGGUUGUGAAUCGAUUGAAUAAUGCUGCAGCAGAAAAUUUAACGAAACGAAAGAAAUCACCAUCUGUUGAAUGCUUGCCUUCAUCACUAGCUAUAAGUCAAGAUAAUUAUCCAGAACAAACUGUUGACAAGUCUGCAUUUGUUCCCCCAUCUCAAGCUUCCUCCACUAGUCUGUCUGCUUGUUCGAUGACGAACAGUACUAUGACAGAUACCGACUGUGUCAUUACAAAGGUGCUAGACGCUGAUGGCUCAGAAAUACCACUUGCCUCCGCAAACUCACACCCCUCUCAGAUAAUGGAGAACACAGGGGAUGUUAUGUACUUAGAGCUACCAGCUGGGGUCACCUUACCCAGUAAUGAGGAAGGUGAACUUCAGCUGGUGUUUGCUGAUGGUGUGGACUCUGAAGCAACAGAAGACACAAAACCUGUGUUACCCGAAUCAGUGGAAUAUACAGGUGAUCAAGACUGUGAAAUGGGUAGUGUUCCCCUGUCUGUAGCAAACAGAAUCAGUGAAACAGGACAGGUGUCAAUGCUACAGGAAAACAGUGAAACAGAUCAGGUGUCAAUGCUACAGGAAAACAGUGAAACAGGUCAGGUGUCAAUGCUACAGGAAAACAGUGAAACAGAUCAGGUCUCAAUGCUGCAGGAAAACAGUGAAACAGGUCAGGUGUCAAUGCUACAGGAAAACAGUGAAACAGGUCAGGUGUCAAUGCUACAGGAAAACAGUGAAACAGGUCAGGUAUCAACACUACAAGAAAACAGUGAAACAGAGCAUGUAUCAUGGCUUGAGGGAAACAGUGAAAUGGGCCAUGAGCGAACACUUCAGGAAAACAUUGAAACAGGACACAGUGCAUCAUUUCAAGAAAACAGUGAAACAGGACAUAGUACAUCACUUCAAGAAAACAGUGUAACAGGACAUUGUCCACCUCAGGAAAGCAGUGAAACACUCCAGGUGCCAAUUCAGGAUAUAAAUUAUGAAAUGAGGCCAAUGCCAACGACACAAGACAGCAGAGAAACUCUGCAUGAGAUUAAGGCACAGGAAAGUGGUGAAACUCAUUUUGCCCCAACAGCUGAAGGAAUCGGUGAAAAUAAGAACAUGCCUUCUUUUGAAGGAAACCAAGAAAACCAGCCUGUUUCUAUGGAAGAAACUAGUGAAACUCCACAUAUGCCAACAACUAGAGAAAUAAGUGACACCCCACAAGUACCAAGAACUAUAGAUAGAUUCAUACAGGGAAUGCAGCAGCCAGUGAACAGCCCCACUGAAGUAGUGAGACCUGAUAAUGUGAAACUGUGUGGAGAUGCAGAGUCAGCUUUGUUAAAAAAUUUACCCCAGGAACAUUUCUCGAUUGAUUCAGAUGUACAUGUAUCUGUCUGUAAUUCAUUAGCUGAAAAGACAGAAAAUGUGUCCUCUUUAGCCCAAAAUGCUCAAAGUUCAUCAGGUUUAGCCAUAGAUUCGAAUAAAAAGAAGCUUUCAGAACAUCAGAUUGUCACAAAGACUCCCUCAGGUGGUGCCAGAACUUUGCUGAACAUUUUUCAACAUCCUGUCACAGAUGUUCAAAUAGGUGCGAAAGCUGUCUCUUCGGGAGACCUCCCAGUUGCUAAAGAUAAGGCUGUGGACAAAACAGACAAAAAUAUUUUUGAUGUAUUCUUGAGUCAGCAUAGUGACAAGUGUGCAGAUGAGCCAAAGACAUCUUAUGGGGAAGUGAGAGUGGAAGAAAAGGACACACACAGAUUUGACAUUUUGAGGAAGAAAGAAAACAGUGCAGACAGAGGCGUUGAGCAUGAAAAAGUUAGAAACACUGGCUCCCAUGAUAGAACGUUACGUAUUCAGGAACAUUUAGCUACUUUUCCUAUGACUGACUCAGGAAGUGUUUCCAAAGGGACUGACCACGUACAAAAAACAAUAAAUCAAAGUGUGAAUGAUUCUUUCAGGGAAAAAUUGAACUUGACACAAAAAUCUGGAAAGUUAAUUAAGAGACGACACAGUGCGGAUAAACAUGUAGGGGAUAAAGAGCCUCCCCGAAGGUGUAUUAGUCCCAACCUAGUGCCCAUUUACACCAAAAAAGGUGUCCUCAUGGGUCAUCGCUUAUUGCUAGAAAAUGAUCUGGUUAAAAGGAAAGAAACUCCAUUUCCGGUACCAUUUUCAACUAUUUCACCCAUCCCACUAAGAAAGUCAGUGGGAAAUUAUUCCAUAGUGGCAGAAAAGUCAUUGUGUGAACGCAAAUCGGAGAGGAUGGGUAAGAAGUGUGAUGAGGAAAGAGCAGAUUUUUCUUUUGAUUACAGUGUUCUCCAAAAUAAACUAUCACUUGUAAGCAGUCAAGCUGAUUCCAGCUCUAAGACACCAACCCCAGUCUUAGACCAGGAUCAAUCAAAACCAGUCUUAGACCAGGAUCAAUCAAAACCAGUCUUAGACCAGGAUCAAUCAAAACCGGAAUCACAGGAGAAUGAGCUGCCGGAGGGAAAGACGAAGAUGCCUGAAAAUGAAAAUAGCGCUAUGGCACGGUACCGGCAUUUGAGUGAAGGGGACAUCGGGAAAGUGGCUUCUCUCCUAAGUACUUCUCCCAUAUUGUCACUAAAAUUGCCAAGAGGCCGUGGUAGAGGGACACCAAAGACAGCCACAGGAAAAUCGCAGAAGCAUUCUGAGCCAUUGAAAACCUACCCUCUCCGUCGAACAGCUAGGAGAUUAUGUGACGAGGCAAUGGCAAGGGCACAACUGAAUCAGUCUACCAAGGACAUUGCUGUGGAAGAAAAAGUGCCUACCCCGUUAAUAGAGGAACUGAUGGAGUCAGAGGAAAGCAGCAGCACAUGUAGUGAACCUCCUUUGCUUAAAACACUUGGUCUCCGAAAAGUCAAAGGGGAUGGGCACUCACCACCUUCAGUGAAGGUGGCACUUCAUGAUAUGAUUGCACAGAAAAUCAAAGCUCAAAGUUUAGCCAAGAGUAGCCCUGGAAAAGAGGGUCCAUUCAAGUGUUGUACAUGUAAGAGGCUAUACAGAACAAAGGAGAGCUACCAGGCACACACUGAGGCCUGUGACUUUGAAGUGAGCAGUGAUGAGGAAGAUGAAGAGGAGGCAUCAGAACACAAGCGAGGAUUGACAAGGCUACUCAAGUCUCCUCAGCUUUGUGAGGAGCCUCUUGAGGUUCCCCCUGUAAAGCGUGGCAGAGGCAGGCCACGGAAGUAUCCAGCACCUGUCCAUCAUUCCCCAUUGUUGGUUUCUCCACUCCCCAGACAGAGAGGUCGACCUGCAAAGUUACCCCAGACGCCGAGCAGGGGACGAGGACAUGGCCGAAGGUUAGUAAGGAGUAAGAGUGUGUCGGGAACUGGCGGCACAAUGCCCAGACAGUUGAGGAGUACUAAAGGAAAGGGUAGAAGAAGUCUGCCAUGCCAUUUGCCUAGCAGACAGUCAUUUCAUCUCUCACCCAAGAAGGGCCCCCAGUCAUCCCCAUUGCCCCAGAAAAGAGGUAGAGGUCGGCCGCCAAAGCGAUCCCCAACAACACCUUUGUCAGAGGACAAACCUGCAAAGAGAAAGGCAAGUGAUUCAGGUUCCAAAGACAACAAUGUUAGAAGGAAACUGCGAUCAAGAGUUAAUCUCCUACAGCGAGCGAAAACACCAUUUAAAAGUCGAAAGAGGGCACUGUCUCAAAGUUCAGCUGAACAAGAAAUUGCUAAAUCUUCCUCAGAUGAUGAUAUUAAGCUGUGCGAAAUCUCAGGAAGCAUGUUGUUACAAAGAUUCUCUGGAAAUAGACCAGAUACGAAAUCUGUGGCAGAUGAUUGUGUGAAAAAAGAGGCAACAGCCAAACCUAAUGAAAGCAGCAAAAGUGCAACAAGUAUCCCGAGUUCAGUUUCCUGUGACCCAAAAUGCAGCAUUUCUGAAAGCAUUCAAGCAGACAGUAUUGAUCCAUCAAAAGAUGAUAAUAAGAGUCCAAAUGAUUACAGACAAAAUCAACAAUCCAACAGUAUUCAUGAUAGUUUAACUGAUAAGUCCGGCAGCAUUUCUACAAGCAUUAAAAGGGCCAAUGGUGACAGUUUGAAUGAUCAGUCCAGCAGUAUUUCUACAAGCAUUAAAACGGAUAAUGGUGAUAGAUCAAAUGAUAAGUCCACCAGUGCAAGUAUUCAGUCAUUUAAAUCGAGUGUGUCUAAAGAAGUGAACAUUACUUCAAGUAUUCAAUCCUCAGAAAGAAUUGAUGAGAAGUGUGGAGAGAAAAGAUCAAUUUAUAAAUGGGAUGGUCAUAGUACAUCAGAAUGUAUACUGACUAAUCCCGUUACAGCAAAAGCAGAAGGAAAACCUGAAGACUGUGUGUUAGGAUUACCUGUGGAAGCUCCUAAUCACAUCACAGCAACACCAGAAGGAAAGACAGAUGGUUGUACAGUAGAAUCACCUGUGGUAGAACCUGCCAAAGGCGUUGAGGUAAUGGACACAAACAUUGAUAACACAAUACAAUCCGGUGAUUGGGUAUCUCGCCAGGUAUCAGGAACCUGCCCUGGGCGUGAAGCUGACACUACGUCAGAUUCUACCCCAGGUAUGGCUGAAUGUUCAGUAAGCUCUGAUAUAUCUCGUAGUGACCUUCCCAUGGGGCACACACAUCAAGGUCACCAUUUCACUCCCACUUCUCAGAUGGUAUCCAGCGUAUCAUCAUAUUCCAACAGGCCACAGUAUUCACCAGGUGUAGAAAAGACACGAAUAAUGUAUACUGCACCUGGGUUAAAGAUGCUGAAUGUCAACAUGGGUGGUGAAAUACCCUGUGUCAUGAAACAGUCUACAGGCGAAAGUGAUGCAGUACAUGCGUCAACAGCUGAGAAGAAUUUUGUAACAAAAACUAAACUGCCAAACCAGGUAAUGGUAGCUAAGUCUGGGCCAAAGAUAUUGCCUGUUAGACCAUCCAUUCCCCAAGCCCUGAAUACGCCAGCAGUUCAUGUUACUCCAACAGCAACAAAACCUCCCAACAUUACCUUUGUUCGACAUCAGCCUGGCACAACAGUCAAGCAGAUAAUCAGUACUCUUCAGCCAACAAGUUUUAAUCAAGAAGGGAUGAACCUAAACUACUUGGGAUGCUUUGUGAUGAAUCCAAAGACUCAGGUUUGUACGCAGUCAACGUCUGUGGCUCUUGGAAAAACUGUGAUGUCUGUGAGACAGGAAAGCAGUGCAGGUCUUAUGCCUUCUCAGACCUUCAGCACCACAGGUCUUCAGCAACCCUCCAAUGUGUUAAACCCACUGACUGCCUCUGCUCUUCUGCAGCAGAUGAUGGUCAACCAAGUGCAGCCUGUGAACCAGCAAACUGUCACAGUCCCAACAGUGGGUGCUGUCCCACUACCUAAUCAAGUCCAACUGCCCCUACCGCCAAGGAAUGGCCCAGCUGUUCUAACUGCUGGAUCCUUACCACAAGGCAUGGUAGCUGGGGCACAGUUGAUUAGGACCCUGGGGCCAGUGGGCCAGACUGUUCACCAUUCAGGACUGCCACAGAACAUCGCAGCUGCAGCACCUGCAGCAUCCAGUCCACUGGCAUCGAGUGUGAUGGUACCCCUUGGUCACUCAGCCUCCCAAACACUGACACAAGUACAGAGUUCUAUCCAAGCUAACUUAUCAGGCAGCCUUCCUCAUAGCUUUGUCUCACCUGCAGCGCAGAUUUCUCACAGGGCCACUAUUCCCCGUGCACAGGAGCAGGUGGUUCACCUGAAUAGCAUUCCAGGAAGCACAGUAAACAUGCCCCCUAUGGCCAGUAUGAGAGAGGCGUUUGUGAGGAGACUGCCACCUCAGCAUGUAGACCCCAGCCCUAUCAGACAGGUAGCUGCUUCAGCAAUGCUAUCUGGUGGUCUCACAGCACCUGGUCAGUCAGACAAAACUGUGAUCCAGGUAUUCCCGUCUGGCAAUCUGGUGAGUCGUUCCAUCCCCCAAAUCUUGCAGGGGAAUUCCACACUGAGUCCAGCUUCCUCAUAUGGCCUCUCAUGUCCACCAGCCAACAGCAAACCAGUUCCUUCAGAGCCCUCCAUCCUGAGUGGUGCAAACAUCGUCAAAAUUGUUGUGCCAGGUGGCCCUGGAAGAGCCACUGCUCCAUUUGUGAGUAAUCUUCCUCAAAGUACUGCCUUAAAGAUUCUGAAGGAAAUGGCCUCUGGUCCACAUGCUUCCUCUGUUUUAACUUCCACGGGUAACAUGGUCACAGUCAACGCCAACAACCAUCCGAAGCUGAGAAAUCUACUUCAUGCUGUGGAAAAACAGUCGGAUGGAGAGGUAAAUGAUGGGAAGCAAUCACUUACUACCACUGCAGGCUCAAUAACGCAGCUUCCACAACAGCUCAAUCAGGUGACAACUGCCAGCACUGAACAUUCACAAUCCUUUACAGUCAGGAAUACUGCCUCUAAGACCUCACCUAUUGACCCAGCUUACUUGCGCCAGCUUCUCCAGACCCGCCCUCUGUCUGUCAACCCCCGUCUCAAUCUAACGGUUCCAGCGCACAAGGCUCCACAUACAUUAGCAUCUGACCGGAUGACCCUGGCAGAGAGUCACAGCAACCAAGUUGACCAGGCCAAACCAGGAUACAACAACAUUGUGAUGAAAAGAAUCAUCAAGCAUAAAGUUGCCUCCAAGCCAUCCAUUCUAAGUCGUAAAAGACCAGGACCUGCUUGGAUGAAGCAUCCUGUGCCUGCUAAGAAGAUGGGUAUGACAGUGAUGGAGAAGAAUGGUGUGAUGACUGGCUAUGUGUGCAAGUCUCUGAGUCGACAGAUGGACACAGUGUGUCAGAAAUCUGCAAGCCAAGAGCAAUCUCUGCAGAUGGUAAAGAGGAUGCCGCCUUCCUUAUCCAGGAAGUCACAGGUUGCACGAGAGAAGGUGUUGAAACCAAGGACAGCUGCCAAGCCCAGCUCAUUGCAAAGGCCUAAAGCUACAGGACGUCUCCAGAGUCAUCCGAUGAUUCACAGUCAGAGAGAUUUGUCCGUGUUACCUCAGCCUGCUCUGGAGGAAGAAGUCACCGAGUCUCCCCUCACUGCACCGGCUUAUUCCACAGAGGAUCAACGAAACAGAGAAUCACAGCGCGCUAACAAAGAUAAACCACGCCUUAUGUUUGAAAUCACCAGUGACGAUGGCUUCUAUACCAGAGCAGAUACCAUGGAAGAGGCAUGGCUGAAAGUUACAGAGAAAGUACAGGAUGCAAGAAUUUCAGCGAGGAUGAAACAGCUGUCCUUUUCAAGUGUCCACGGUGCCAACAUGUUCGGUAUAAACCACCCAGCAGUCGUCUACCUCCUUGAGCAGCUCUCUGGGGUUAGGAAUUGCCACAGCUACAACUUCCGCUUCUUCACGCACCGUCUCUCCCUGCCUGAGGAGGAACCAGCUGAGAAUGCAAGUGGUUGUAUCCGCUGUGAGGAGUUUGGCAGUCGUAAACCAUAUGACAUGUUUAGCUUCCUUAUGUCACGUUACCGAAAUAAGCCAUGUCCUGAACAGCAGGGACCUGGGGAUGAGGAGAUGGUACACAAAUCAUCUAGACGAGCUACCAGCAUGGACCUACCGAUGGCCAUGAGGUUCAGACAUCUUCAGGAACAUGCCAGAGAAGCUGUGGGUGUUUACAGGUCUGUCAUUCAUGGCAGAGGACUCUUCUGUAAGCGUAAUAUUGAUGCUGGAGAAAUGGUGAUCGAAUAUGCGGGUGAAGUGAUUCGCUCAGUGCUGACAGACAAGCGGGAGAAAUUCUACGAGAGUAAGGGAAUUGGCUGUUAUAUGUUUCGGAUAGACGACAUGGAGGUAGUUGAUGCGACGGUACAUGGAAGUGCAGCUCGGUUCAUAAACCACUCCUGCGAACCUAAUUGUUACUCCAAGGUUAUCAAUGUGGACGGAAAGAAGCACAUUGUGAUAUUUGCCAUGAGGCCGAUCAAGAAAGGUGAAGAGCUGACUUAUGACUAUAAAUUUCCUAUUGAGGAAGUGAAGAUUCCUUGCACAUGUGGAUCAAAACGCUGCAGGAAGUAUCUCAAUUAAGCCUGGACCAAUGUGACCCUAAGGACGACGGAGUAAUCGGGAACAGUUGAUGGACAGAAGGAUGGGGGAAAAGUUCAUGGACAGAAUGAAGAAGUGUUCAUGGACAGAACAAUGGGGAAAAUUUUAGGGAUAGAACAAUGGGGAAAAUUUUAGGGACAGAAUGAUGGGAAAACGUUCAGGAACCUGAUGUCCAGUGACCAAAAAGUGGCAUUUUAGUGUUCAGCCAACGCUUUGAAUUUGGCGGAAAUGUAGUCAACAUGUAAAUCAUUGAAGCAGCCUGUGUUUUGUCAGAUCUGCAGCAUGCACUUUAUAAGUUUUACCACAGUGUGAUUUUUUUUUUUAAUUUCAUCAGCACUAGCAUCACAAAACGUUGCUGCAUGUUCAUGUAUUGCAGUCGUUACUUGAACGGUUUUUUUUUUCUGUGUAUGAAAAGGUUUAUUAGAAUCAAAAAUGUUCUUGGACAACAAUUUUUAAGGCUAUUUGUGGGGCUCUUUUUAGAACCAGUGUGAAGUACAACUGUUUUAUUUUGAUACGAUUGUGUGAUACCUAUAAAAAGUCAGAAAUAACAAUUAAGUGUAUAGCCCAUUUCCAGACAGGUGUGUUAUUUUAGUUUUUAUUGCUUGAUUUGAUUUUGCACAUUUGCCUGUAAUUACAGACCUGUUUAUAACCAUAACACCUCUGCACAUAAGAGAAUCUGUAUGCAUAAUGUCAGAUAAUUUUGUUCAUUUAUACUCUUAGUGCUUCACAUGUGCCUUGUGCUCAUUACAGGGAACUUUGGGGAUUUCUGCUUUAUUUAUGAUUGUCGUCACUGUACUAAGGUAUCUUCUGCUGACCUUACCACCCCUCUCCCCCACACCAAUCCCCCCUCCCCAACCCCACCAUUCCCAUGUCCCCCCACCAACUCAACUCUAAUUCAAUUAAUUCAUGUUGUGUAAAUUCGCUUUGAAAACAAAAAUGUGAACCUAAACCAGAUUUUUAGACUUAUUUUGGUCAUUUGUUAUAUGUUCAGUUUGUAAAUAUGUAAUAGUAUUUAACUUGUUUGGCAUGCUUUUUAUUAAAAAAAAAGGCUAAUGUUAGUAAGUUAUGUAGUAUGUUUUCACCUUUAUGUUGACAAGUUAAGUCAUAAACAAACCAUAUUGCAUUUAUCCACAUAUACAUUUAUGCAAAUGCAUUUUGACAGAUUGGCGCUAGAGUUAAUCUGACCAAGUCUGAGCAAGUAAGGGUUAACUUCCAUCCAUUAAGUAAGAGUGAGGCAUUAGUGAUGUGAAAGGGUGUCUCAUGUUCUCUAAGAAGACUCCAUAUCUUAUCACUGUUUAAUAUACAUAUGUAUCGUAAUCAUAGCCAUCAUCAUCAUUGUCAUCCUUUUAUACAUGCACAUAUAUUUAUGAACAAAUCAUGUAAGGCACCUCAUUCACAACCAUGUGAAUGACUUAAUAGUCGGCAACUCCAGUUUCAAAAUUGACUUGGUGAUUCUCCGA